This is a messenger RNA of Melampsora larici-populina 98AG31, 393 nucleotides long. RefSeq lists its product as uncharacterized. The record is from RefSeq and is a predicted model, not a curated record. The coding region runs from base 1 to 393 and encodes 130 amino acids. Lineage: Eukaryota; Fungi; Basidiomycota; Pucciniomycetes; Pucciniales; Melampsoraceae. The transcript has 5 exons.
AUGCUCAAAGCUAUCCUCAAGAUCUCAAUCUUGGUAUUAUCUUUAGGGUUUCACGAUUCAAAGGUUUUGGCCAAAGAUCCGUUUCCCGAAACCUUCCCUGCUGAUUGUAGCAGCUUCACGUUACAAGAAAAUGAGGGACUUUGCGUAGGGUUCCCCCGAGGAGGACUGUGCGUGCUGGACACUUGCUCUUAUAAUUCUAAUCGAUAUGUUCCAAUGACUGGUUGUACCCACAACGGAGUGAAUGAUAAAAAGACAAGUGAACAAAAAUGCGCUUACUAUCAAAGCCGUGGUUCAACUUUCAGUUGUACUAAUCUUGGGGGUGCACAUUAUACAUGCCCUUAUGAUGCCAAUGCUGGUAAGAGGAUGCACUGUGGCAUUUGUAAAGCAAUUUAG